Messenger RNA from Dinoponera quadriceps, 1939 nucleotides. RefSeq names its product prisilkin-39-like. The transcript is spliced from 4 exons. The record is from RefSeq and is a predicted model, not a curated record. The coding region runs from base 897 to 1769 and encodes 290 amino acids. NCBI's taxonomy places the organism in Eukaryota, Metazoa, Arthropoda, Insecta, Hymenoptera, Formicidae.
UCUUUUGCAUCUACGACGUAUACUCGCUUUGCGCAACGCGUGCUGUGGAAGAAGAGCGGUGUGUGUACACGCGCGAAGACACUCCAUAGAAAUCAAAAUCCGAAAAGAACGAGAGGUUCCGUUCUCGAUUUUCAUGCCGGAGAGGUCUCGGCUGAAGUCGCAUCGGAGGACAUACGUGUCUUUGAGGAGGAAGAAGAAGGAAUGAAACGCGUAACAUCGCAGGAACUACCGUCGAAACUGCACACGGAGACUUCGCAGCGCUGAAGGCCGGUUGAUUAAUGAAGAGAAAUCUGACCUGUCGGUAAAUAUAAAGGAGAGCUAACGAUAUCACAUGGUGAUCGCAAUGUCGCGAUUAUGCAUGGAAACAGAUUAUAUAAGAUCAUGCACGUUCAAUGCAGGCACGGAAGGGAACAACGUCGCAGGGAGAGGGAAUAGAAGAGGAAUGUGCGAAAUAUAGAUUUGGCGCGAUAAUACCUUCUUUCUUUUCUUUUUUUUUUUUAGUUACUAAAGAAUUACUUUUGCAAAACACUCUGACAAGCAGGUGGCAUAUGCGGCAUCAGGAUCGCCGGAUUUCUUGCAUAACAAUCCCCCAAGAGUGACUGAUGUGUGUGUACACUCGAGCAGAAGGAAACGGGACGUGAAUUCCACGAACGGACACAGUUUCCACAUAUAUGCGGGUGUGUCCCAUCGAUUCUUGUCAACGUCCUUGUCAUCACGCCUCCUAAGAGCGACCUAAGCUCAAACAACCAAGACCACCUUGAAAUACGAGGAGGGGCACUUCGACGUAUCGGAGGAGAGGAUAUAUAGAGGUUUGUACGUCGGUACAAGAGCAGAUCGUCCUUCCGUGUCUCAGACACAGUGUUUCCCUGAAAGAUGCGAUCGGCGGCGUCGGCGCUAUGAAGAUGUAUCUCGUUGUAUCGACCCUCUGCGCUGUAAUUGCGCUGUGCAGCAGUGCCGAAUCUCCGAAAUCUUCGACGUUACUCACGAAAUUAACACCGGUGGACGAUGCACAAUCCGCGUACGCGAAAGUCGCGAGUACAGUGAAAGAUCUGGCCGCAUCAGCAAGUGAUCGAACGUUUCAUGUAACCAAAGAUUAUGGAUCAAUUGGAUAUCCCGGAGGAUAUUCUGGAGGAUAUUCUGGAGGAUAUCCUGGAGGUUACUCUGGAGGAUAUUUAUAUGGUCAUCCGAGCAUCGUUGGAACCGUUUAUCCUGGAACAUCAUACCGUGGCGGUCUAGUACCAGGAUAUAGAGGCUAUUACGGGCCAGGGGGUGGUCUCCUUGGUGGUGGUCAUACCGGAUAUGGAUAUUAUGAUAAUAUUGGAGGAUAUCCCAAUUAUCUUGGGUAUGGCGGCUACGGUGGAUACGGAAGCGGCUAUGGAGGGUAUGGGGGCUAUGGAGGAUAUGGAGGAUAUGGGGAUUACGGAAUAAGGGGAUAUGGUGUUGGAGGUUACGGAGGCUACGGUACUACAGGUUAUGGAGGCUACGGUGCUGGAGGUUACGGAGGUUACGGUGCUGGAGGUUAUGGAGGCUACGGUCCUGGAGGUAUUGGUGGUUACGGUGCUGGAGGUAUUGGUGGUUACGAAGAUAAUUAUUUAGGAUAUGGACGUGGUGGUUAUAGUGGGAUAGGCGGAUAUAACGGUUACGGUUACGGAAGUGGAUAUGGUACAACGUCAUCAUCUAGGAACCCGUAUUAUUCAAGUACUGUUCGUACUGAUACUAGUUAUGGUACUUCUCUCGCUAAUCCGUCCGGUUACCGUGGUUAUUCCUAACUGUAUCAUGUUAUGUAUGUUUUAAAAAAUUGAAUAUUGUUAUUAAUAUGCCUUUAUCAGUAUGGACAAAAUAAUAAUAUCUUUAAGAUUUGCUAUAUUGCUAUAUAAAGUCUCACAGAUAUAAUACAAUAAUAAAACAAUGAUGUAAUUUUGUAAUAAAAGAGAAAUAU